Lotus japonicus is the source of this 631-nucleotide messenger RNA. RefSeq lists its product as uncharacterized. The coding region runs from base 95 to 631 and encodes 178 amino acids. The transcript is spliced from 2 exons. The record is from RefSeq and is a predicted model, not a curated record. NCBI's taxonomy places the organism in Eukaryota, Viridiplantae, Streptophyta, Magnoliopsida, Fabales, Fabaceae.
UAUGCAUUGCCUUAUUAAAUUACAGAUUAUUGAGUAUUUCAUAUUUAUAUGUUUGAUUUCAAUAAUAAGUUAAGAGUCUUUGAUUAACUUAGCUAUGGAGAAUGAAGCAAAUGGGGAUCCAAGGAAGAGUCGUACUUGGACUUUGAUAGAAGAGGAGAAUCUUAUGAAUAUUUUACAAGAAUUGGUUGUUGAAGGUCAAAAACAGCCAAAUGGCAAAUUUAAAGCAGGAGCACAUGAGAUAGCUGCCCAAAGAAUGAAGGCUAGGAUGGAAGGUAUUGACAUUACUUUUAAGCAUGUGGCGAAUAAGCUGAAACGAUGGAACACAAAAUAUACUGCAGUGUUUGACAUGAUAAAUACAAGUGGAUUUGGAUGGGACGACACCAAAAAAUGUGUUAUAGUUGAUAGCCUGCAAGUGUUGCAACAAUAUUUAGCACAUCACCCGAGAGCUCAAAAUUUUGUCAACAAACCAUAUCCACAAUAUGAGAAGAUGCAAAUCAUAUUUGGAAAGGAUCGUGCUGAUGGUCACAUUGCUGAGUCAUUUGCUGAUGCUACAGAAGAUACUCAACAAGAAAAUGAUUUAGGCAAUGAGGCCACUCAAGAAGAGAGUGAGAUUCCUAUAAACUCACCUUAA